Messenger RNA from Geosmithia morbida, 1839 nucleotides. Its product is annotated as mannan endo-1,6-alpha-mannosidase. The coding region runs from base 1 to 1839 and encodes 612 amino acids. The record is from RefSeq and is a predicted model, not a curated record. Lineage: Eukaryota; Fungi; Ascomycota; Sordariomycetes; Hypocreales; Bionectriaceae. The transcript is spliced from 3 exons. Gene Ontology annotation, molecular function: mannan endo-1,6-alpha-mannosidase activity. Gene Ontology annotation, biological process: carbohydrate catabolic process; fungal-type cell wall biogenesis.
AUGCAUCCCCUUCGCUGCCGGGGCGGGCGAUCCGUCGGCCAAGUCCUUGUCGCCUCGCUACUGGCCACCAACUCAGUUUUACCAGUGCAAGCAGCCUUUAACCUGGAUACCAACUCCAAAGACGGACUGACACGAUGCGCAGAGUCCGUCACCUCGGUUGCCAAGCAAUUGACCAAGGACAUGAUGUCCUUUUACCAUGGAAACGAGCCCGGGAACACGCCGGGUUUGCUACCCGAGCCGCCCUAUUACUGGUGGGAAGGAGGCGCCCUGAUGGGCACUCUGAUCGAGUACUGGUACUAUACCAAGGAUGAACAGUACGUCUCCAUGACACAAGACGGCCUGCUCGCCCAAAAGGGCGAAAACGACGACUACAUGCCCGACAACCAGACCCUCACCGAAGGGAACGACGACCAAGGUUUCUGGGCGCUAUCCGUCAUGUCCGCCGCCGAAUACAACUUCCCCCACCCGGGUGGCGGUCAGCCCUCGUGGCUGGCCCUGGCGCAAGCCGUCUUCAACACCCAGGCUCCACGAUGGGACGAAUCGAGCUGUGGCGGCGGCCUCCGGUGGCAGAUCUUCGAGUGGAACAAGGGCUGGGACUACAAGAACUCCAUCUCGGCGGGCACCUUUUACGCGCUGGCGGCCCGCCUGGCGCUGUAUACGGGCAACUCAACCUACACGGAGUGGGCCGAGAAGACGUAUGACUGGAUGACGUCCGUCAAAUUCAUCGACGACAAGUUCUACGUGUAUGACGGGGCGCAUAUCCCUAACAAUUGCACCAACAUUGUCCCCUAUCAGUUCACCUACAACGCCGGCUGCUUCAUCCACGGCAGCGCCGCCAUGUACAACCUGACCGAGGACGAAAAGUGGAAGACGCGCCUCGACAACCUCCUCGACGGCGCCGACAUCUUUUUCCGCGGCUCCGGGAACGAUGUCAUGGAGGAGGUGUCCUGCGAGAGCUCGAAUCAGUGCAACACGGAUCAGGAGUCCUUCAAGGCCUACCUCAGCCGCUGGCUGGCCGCCACAACUCAGUGGGUCCCGUCUACGUACGAGCGCAUCAUCCCCAAGCUGCGCGGCUCGGCCGAGGCAGCCAUCAAGCAGUGCACGGGAGGGGACAACGGGCGGCUGUGCGGCCUCCGCUGGAGUACCGGGAAAUUUGACGGCACCACCGGUGUGGGGCCGCAGAUGGCCGCUGUCGAGAUCAUCCUCUCCUGCAACAUCAAGUACCGUGCCCGCAUCUUCACCUCUGAAACGGGCGGUACGAGUAAAGGCGACCCCUCCGCUGGCGGUAAGAGCUCCGAGGAUUCCAUCAAGAAGCUCAAGACCAUCAAUGGCGGGGACACGGCCGGAGCUGCCAUCGUCACCAUCCUCAUCCUAAGCCUCAUGCUGGCCGCUCUCUUCUGGCUCUUCAUGGACGAGGCGUCCGGCGAAGGCCCCCUAGACCAGGUCAAGGGCGGUGGUGCAUCAAUUUUGGCCGUCGCUUCCCUCGCCUCCGGCAGAGGCCAGGCCCAUGAUGACAUGAUGAUUGAAAAGUCCGGGCUGUAUGACAAGUCAUCGUCCGCGUUGAUGACACCCGCCAACGUCGUCACUGUAGAUAAUAGCUUCAACGAGGGCAUCGUCGAGUCUCGGCACUCCCGACGCUCGGCCGUGCCAACGGAAUGGGCUGCCGGCGGCCCAUCCCGGUCCAGCGGGACCGAGGACCAGGGUAGCAGCAGCGACCAGCCCUCGCCGUGCGACCAGCGAUCUGGAGCCCCUCCACGGGCGCUCACUAAUGAUGAGAUUCACGCGGUUCAUACGAGAAGCUCUGAUGGGUCGCGGAGGAAGAGGCUGGUUCACAUUUAG